AGAAACUCAGAAACUCAGAAACUCGGAAACUCAGAAACUCAGAAACUCGGAAACUCGAAAAGUCGGAUGUCGUUUCAGUGCUUCCAUACUAUGAUGAUACUAUCCAGAUUAUAUUAUAGAGUCUAGAGUCGAGAUCAGUGCUCUUGAGAUUGUCAGUCAAAUUUGGAAAUCCGCAGUUGGGGCAGCACGAUCUCAGGAUUGCGCAAAUUCCAAGUUUGGGUACAACAACUACAACGUUCAAAGGCUGGUUGUGCUGUUUACCGUGAUUCUAAGGAUGGAAGACGCAACAAAAACAAAAACAUCAUUAUUUCCUGCAUUCAGCAGUGGUUUAUCUCAACAUCUAAUAAGUAUAGAUUCUGACACUUCUGACACAAAAUGUGAAUUGAGCUGGCUUCACAACCCAAGUUUUGCAGAAGAAAGCCUGAGCAAGAUCAAAUACAGUCAGGAUAAUAUCAGUGAAGACAGAAUCUCAGAUGAGCAGAAUAUUGAUGUUACAUCCAAGACAGCUGAAGGUUAUGACACUACAAAACGCAAACCCACAAAGUUAAAGAAGGCAAGAGAAGAGAGUGAAAGUGAACUAGUUGGCAAGCAUGAUACAGUAGUGCGAAGUAGAAGAGAGGACAAUGGAAGAAGUAGAAGAAAUCGGAGCUCUGAUUCUGAUAGUUCCAGUGAUCGCAGUGUAAGUAGAAGAUCAAAGAGAGGCAAGACUAAAAAGAAGCACAGACACAGUCACAAGAAGAAGAAACGGAAACACGGUCGCACUAAUGGAAGUGACGAUGAAGACAAACACCACAAGAAGAAGAAAGAGAAAGAAGACAAAGAAGAGACACGCUUACCCAGUGGAGCGUCCAAGAUGGUCUUCCUUGAGGAGGUGGGCGUACAGCCGGAGCACGCAUUCCGAAUCGACCGCCAGCGAGACAUGAACAAUCUAAGGUGCGGCUCGAUCUACAAGGCUCACGUCUCCCGGUACUGGCCGACGCGCGCACACCGCAGUCUCGGCAUGGACGACGCGACGCGGCGGUUGUUUGCGUUGCCGGCAACGCGGCCGAUGCGGUACUGCGACCGCGACGUAGCGCGAGCGGUGAGGCGCGAGCGUUCGCUCGACCUCUCGCGGCCUGCGUCCGCCGCACGGUCACCACCCGACACCGCCGCCGGAUUCAUCCCCGUCGUCGCUUCCACCGCGCGGGUUCCCGGCGUCGAGCUUCCCGUUGCCGUGGCGUCGCAUCUCGUUCCUCAGCUUCCCGUUACCGCGGCGUCGCAUCCCGGCGUCGGGCAUCCCUUUGCCGCCGCGUCGCAUCCCGUUACCGUGGCGUCGUAUCCCGUUCCUCAGCUUCCCGUCGAGGAGAUCCCGCUUCCCGUGGACGCGAUCCCGCUUCUGGGCUCGUCGCUCCGGGUUCUCGGCGACAAGGACUCUCUCGGCAUUAUCGAUCGCGCGACGCAGGCGUACGUGCACGGUGGCGUCCCCACUGAGGUCGUCGAUGAUGAGGGCGCCGGCAUCGGCGUCGUUGAGGGCGUGUCGGACGAGGUUGGUCGCCGCGUAGCCAAGUACAACCGGAGGCUGCGCGAGCAUCCCGAGGAUGCGGACGCGUGGCUCGAGUUCCUGAGCUUCCAGGACGAGCUGCUGCGCGAUGCGGCAGCGGCCGGAGGCGGACAAAGGGCGCCACCGCGGCGUGCGGUGCUGGAGAAGAAGAUGGCGAUCGUGGAGAAGGCGCUCGGGGCGGUGCCGCGGGCUGCGGCCGUGCCGCUACACGUUGCUAAGCUGGACAUCGGUGCCGAGCUGUGGGAGAAGGAGCGACUACUGAAGGAGUGGGAGCGGUUCAUAUUCGUUCAUCCCAACGAGGCGCGGCUGUGGCAGGAGUACCUCAUGUUCCGGCAGUCGCACCUGAAGACGUUCACCUUCUCGGCAACGUUUGCGAAGUACGGCAAGUGCCUGCAGACGCUGAACGCCAUCCAGGAGCGAACGUUCACGUCUCACCAGCCGCUGCCGCACACGCCGGAAUACAUGCUAGUCCGCUACUACCUCCCGAGACACGGCCUCGGCACCACUCGCCAGCACAGCCCGCCUGUCGCUUGUUUCCAGGCCCUCGUCGAAUACAACUGCUUCUGUCCCGAGAGUCUAGCUCACUCCGUCUCGUCUCAAGCUCUUGUCGCAUUCUUCGAGACGUUCUGGGACAGCGGCGUUUCCCGUAUUGGGGAGGACGAUGCACCUGGCUGGGCACAGUGGAUGCAGAACAAGAGUAGUGGAGCACCACAGGAGGAGACGCCGUUGCCAGAAGAAGAGGAUUCUUCCGAAGAGCAAGACAGACUCGAGGACAAAAUCAUCGGCGAGCAGCCGCCCGCAUGGCGUGCGUGGACGGCGAUCGAGCGCCUGCGCGAGUCGCGCAACUGGUUGCCGUGGCGACCCGGCGGCGGGCGCUCGGUCGACGACUGCGAGGACCCGGACCGUCUCGUGCUUUUCGACGACGUCUCGGCGAGUCUCUUCCGUCUCGACCGCGAGACGCUACGCUUCGAGCUCGCCUCGCACUUCCUCGAAUUCCUCGGCGCACAUCCGGAGCCGCUGCACGCGUCCUCGUCCCGCCAGGAGCGCCGCCGCCGCCAGGUGGCGUCCACGAGCCCCUCAGACGUCCUCGACGUCCCGGACUCUGCCGCAGUGCUGGUCGCGCCAUCUAGCGAGGCGCUAGCGGGCGGCGCCGCGCGCAUCCGUAACGCCUUCGCGCAGCUGCUGCCGCGGUUUGCCGCGCCGAAUCUGCGGUCUGCGCUGACGCGGGCGUGGCUUCGCUUCGAGGUCUCGGCAGCGGGUGGGGUCGUGGGGAGGUCGCGCGCGCGGGAGGCGCGGCGGCGCGCGCGGGAGCUGCUUCGCGAUGACCCGGCGUGCCGCAACGACGUCUCCCUCUACGCGCUGUACGCGCGCUUCGAGUGGUCGCUCGGCAACCGCGGCGAUGCGCGACGCGUGUUCGACACGGCCGUCGCCACGGUGACGCGCGCGCACGCCGGUGCACAGCGGCAGGAGCUCGGCGCACUCUACAGGACGUACGCCGAACUCGAGCUCGGGAUUGAGACGGGCGCCGACGGCAUCGGCGAGCGCGCAGCGAGGGCCGAGACGGGUGACCGCGAGAAAGCGACUGCGCUGCUCGCCGCUCUAGCCGACGGCGGCCACGCGGGGGCGCCAGUAUCGCCGACGCGGACGCUGAAGUGCCAGCGGUGGUACGCGAGCGAGGUCGCUGUGGCGACGACCCAGCACGACCCCAGCGGGGAUUUUGCAUCGUCGUACGUGUCCGACGUCGUCUGCUGCGCCGGAUACUUCCUCUACCUGACGCAGGGCGUCGUGGCCGCGUGCGCGCACUUUGAUGACAUCAUCGCCGCGCUGCGAAGUGAGUGCCGCGACGGCGACGACGAUUCCUUGUUUGAUCCGGGUCGUGACUCAGCACGGCGCCACCUGGAGGCGGUGAUGGCGUCGCACGUGUCGCUGCUGACGUACCAUGUGCGAACUAGCGUGGCGCCACUGCGACGUGUCCGUGAAGUCCUACAGGUGGCGCUAGUGGAGUUUCCAGACAACACGCAGCUGCUUCAGAUCUUUCUGAAGCUAGAGGAGCGAUCGCAAAUUGCUGGGAGGUUGCGGAGGUACUUUGAUCAUGUUUGUCCAAAGUCCAACACAAUCGUACCCUGGGUGUAUGCCAUCUAUGCAGAGCUGAGCAGGCAAAAGCUGAAGGCAGUUAUUUCCGACCAGGAUGAGCCGGGCAUGCAGGGUGCGACGUACAAUCGUAUAAGAAGCCUGUUUGAGAGAGCCGUCGCAUCGAAAGUCUGUCAGCAUUUGAUUCUCAUGUGGAGAAUGUACAUGAGCUUUGAGAUACUGCACGGCAGUCAGCGGAGUGCACAGCAGUUAUUCUACAGAGCAAUUGCUGAAUGCCCCUGGGCUAAGGUUCUCUACAUGGACGGGAUCCGCUACUUUCCUGACGAGUUUGAGGACAUCACGGACCUGAUGGUGGAGAAGGAGGUGCGCAUGCGCGCGCCAACGGAGGAGAUCGAGUUGCUUCUACACAACGCAGCUAUCGAAGAAGAACCCAGCAAUGCCAAAGAGGAAGCCGGCAAUGUGGGAGAUGAAGUUAGCAAUGCCAAAGAUGAAGCUGACAAUGUGGGAGAGGAAGCUAGUAAUGUGGGAGAAGAAGCUAGCAAUGUGGGAGAGGAAGCUGGCAACACUGACAAUGCAGGAGAGGAAGCUAGCAAUGUGGAAGAGGGAGCCAGUAAUAUGGGAGAGGAAGCUGGCAAUGUUGGAGAGAAACCCAGCAAUGCCAAAGAGGAAGCCGGCAAUGUGGGAGAGGAAGCUGGCAAUGUGGGAGAGGAAGCUGGCAAUGUGGGAGAGGAAGCUCGCAAAGUGGGAGAGGAAGCCAGAAAUUCGGAAGAGGAAGCUGGCAAUGUGGAAGAGGAAGCUGGCAAUGCUGACAAUGCAUUAGAGGAAGCCAACACUGCUGGCCAUCCACGAGAGAAAGCUAAUCAAUGCUAGCAAUUUUGCAAGAGGAACCCAGUCAUGUAAGAGAAGCUUCCCUGCAGUGCUGGAGGGAAUGCGAGAGCGAUUUCCAGUGAUAAAAGAGACGUGUGAAGUCCCAGAGACACUGCAGAGGAAGCUAACAACAUUAGAGUAGACAAAAAAGAGGUUGUAGAGGAAACCUAAGAUGAAUGUGGUAAAAGUUAAAGAUGUCAUGUGUGAUUUUUUCACUUGCUGCAAGCUAAUGCGUUAGGUGUAGUUGUCAUCUAAGAGCAAGGUAGUUCAGCAAGGUAUAGCAGGGCGUUGUCAUCGUAAAUCUCAAGCUCUUUUGGUCUCAGCUCUACCUACGACCUGUUGUAAAGUUUGCUAUAUUAUGCAGGGGCCCGUUGUCAGAAAACAAAUUAGUCUUAACAUUAGUCUUAACAUAAACUUUUUUCUCUUAGACUGUCGACAGAAACGCUGCGAAGUUACGAGAAUGAAAAAUCGUAGCAGAUUUUCUCAUAACAAUACGAAACAAAGUGCUGUCGAUGGUCUACGAGAAAAUGUUAGUGUUAAGACUAAUGUUAAGACUAAUUUUAUUUCUGGCAACUGGCUCCAGGUGGCUAUGUAACGUUGUGUACGCCAUACAACACAGAUAAGCUAGAAAACGAUGACGACGCAAUAUUUUGUUACAAAUAAACGUUUGAUAUGAAUUUUAUUUUAACAUGAAUCAAUUUGCAAUAUA
Priapulus caudatus is the source of this 5207-nucleotide messenger RNA. Its product is annotated as protein NRDE2 homolog. The transcript is spliced from 13 exons. NCBI's taxonomy places the organism in Eukaryota, Metazoa, Priapulida, Priapulimorpha, Priapulimorphida, Priapulidae. The record is from RefSeq and is a predicted model, not a curated record. Gene Ontology annotation, molecular function: protein binding. Bases 275 to 4501 code for a protein of 1408 amino acids. Gene Ontology annotation, biological process: negative regulation of RNA catabolic process; regulatory ncRNA-mediated post-transcriptional gene silencing; RNA processing. Gene Ontology annotation, cellular component: catalytic step 2 spliceosome.